AUGUCUCGCGUCGUUGUUCUCCUCUUCGCCUUCCUCUCGCUCUUCGCGAGCUCGCAGAUUUACGCUGCCCCCACCCGCGAGAUCGUCGCGCGCCAAGUCGGUGAUCUGACCUGCAACUUCGACCGCCUGAGCAUCGUCGCGGGCCUCGCAACCCUUCAAGGCACCCUCAAGAAGCUCUCCGGCCAGGUCACCAACGACACCACCGCUGCCGCUGGUCUCCAGACGGUCACCGACGCGGUGUCGGGCGCAGAAGGCGCCAUCGGCGUCAUCGCCAAGGCGCUCCUGACCGGGCAGGCCGCGCCUGCGGAUGCGCGGACGCAAGUGCAGGCCAACCUGACCGCCGCGCAGACUGCGCUCGCUGCGAUAAACUCGACGGACUCUACGAUUUCGGCUAACCUCGACAAGGCCACGACCCAGCUCGCGAACGCGGCGCUUGCGGGGCAGGGUGUUGUCGCGAACUGCAAGUAA
Molecule: messenger RNA, 468 nt
Organism: Dichomitus squalens LYAD-421 SS1
Lineage: Eukaryota; Fungi; Basidiomycota; Agaricomycetes; Polyporales; Polyporaceae
Exons: 4
Coding region: 1-468 (155 amino acids)
Source: RefSeq, a predicted model, not a curated record